Messenger RNA from Corylus avellana, 1545 nucleotides. Its product is annotated as cytochrome P450 71A1-like. Lineage: Eukaryota; Viridiplantae; Streptophyta; Magnoliopsida; Fagales; Betulaceae. Gene Ontology annotation, molecular function: monooxygenase activity; oxidoreductase activity, acting on paired donors, with incorporation or reduction of molecular oxygen; heme binding. The record is from RefSeq and is a predicted model, not a curated record.
AUGGAUCCAAUGAUCUUGUUGCACAAAUGGUGGCAAGAGCUGCAUAUAAGCAGUGUGUUAAAUCUCCUCCUGUUCUCUCUGCUUCUCCUCUUGUCCUUACUGUAUCUCCUUAAGCUCACUAGAGGUACUGGCAAGCUCAACUUACCUCCUUCUCCUCCAAAACUACCAAUAUUUGGCAACCUUCACCAGCUAGGUAGACUCCUCCACCGAUCUCUCCAUGCUGUCUCUGAGAAGUAUGGCCCUAUCGUGCUCUUACACUUGGGCAAUACCCCAUUACUAGUAGUUUCAUCCUCUGAGAUUGCUAGAGAGAUCACGAACAGCCAUGACACAAUUUUCUUAUGUAGGCCCCAAAUAAGGGCAGCAAAUAUCCUCUUCCAUGGAUGCAGUGACAUAGCAUUUUGUCCCUAUGGUGAGUAUUGGAGACAAGUGAAGAAAAUUUGUGUUAUGGAAAUUUUAAGCCAAAAAAGGGUGAAAGAAUUUCAAUUUGUGAGGGAAGAAGAAGCUGCAGAAAUGGUUGAGAAGAUUCGACGUUCAUCUUUGAAUGGAACAGCAAUUGAUGUAAGUGAGAUGUUUGCUACUAUCUCAAACAACAUAAUUUGCAGAUCCUCUCUGGGUCUCAAGUAUGAAGGAGAGGAAGGCAGCAGCAUGAGUUUUGGACAAUUAUCAAAGAAAGUAAUGCAACUUUUGGGAGCAUUUUGCUUUGAAGAUCUCUUUCCACAUUUGGGAUGGAUGGAUGUUCUGACUGGAUUUUCUGCAAAGUUGAGAACAACUUCUAAAGCAGUAAAUGCAGUGCUUGAUCAAAUAAUUGAUGAACAUAUAAAGAGGGGUGAUAGUGACCAAUCUGAUAAGAAAGACUUUGUGGAUAUUCUUCUGUCUCUUCAGAGGAGUGGCAUGCUUGACAUCAACCUCACUAAAGAAAACAUCAAAGCUCUCCUACUGGACAUGUUUGUGGGAGGAACUGAUACCACUUCAACAACCAUGGAAUGGGCAAUGGCAGAGCUUGUGAAAAAUCCUAGUAUCAUGAAGAAAGCUCAAGAAGAAGUAAGAAGAGUAGUAGGAGAAAAAUCAAAGGUAGAUGAAGCUGAUAUAGAUCAAAUGGACUACUUAAAGUGCAUAGUCAAAGAGACUCUGAGAUUACAUGCUCCUGUUAUGGUUACUCGAGGAUCAUCUGCAAUUGCUAAGCUGGUAGGCUAUGACAUUCCUCCCAAAACCAUAAUCUUGAUUAAUGCAUGGGCAAUUCAAAGGGAUCCCAAAUUAUGGGACAGGGCAGAUGAGUUUCUUCCGGAGAGAUUUGUAAACAACCCAAUUGAUUUCAAAGGCCACCAUGACCAAUUCAUUCCAUUUGGUAUGGGGCGUAGGGGUUGCCCUGGGACAUCUUUUGCAAUCACAGAAGCAGAAUAUGUGUUGGCCAACCUCUUGUACUGGUUUGACUGGGAGUUGCCUGAUGGUGCAAAUAGGGAGGACUUGGACAUGAGUGAGGUUUAUAGGGUAGUCAUUUGUAAGAAAGUACCUCUUCUCCUUAUACCACUACUGCAUUCUCCUUGA